AUGAUUUUCAUUUUGCUUUGGACUUUUUGUACUGUAAUUUCAGCACAGACAAAUUGGAAAGACCUAAUCAUCCCAAAGAUCCCUCAUCUCAACUACACUGGAGUUUCCGAGCAAUGCACAAAAGACACAAAACUGUGGCUGAGCUCACUGGAAACCUUCGUCGCUACUUCUACACAAUGCAUGGCACCUGGUGGAAAAUGUGAUACGAAAAAACUUGAGGAAAACAUGUUCGCUGUUCAACAGCUCGAUUCAUUUGGCAGACUCUUCGAGCCAGGUCUCCUGGAACUCCUUGACACUUUUGAAGGAAACUACCAAGAAUGUGAGCGAAUCAGUGGUAUCAAAUACGACACAAAUUACUGUUACAUGGGGCUGAUUCCAAAAAUCAAACUUCCAUUCUCAUCUCUACCAUACCGAUCGGCAGUUUGCAUGCCAAGAUCCUGCCAGCAUUUGGACCUUCCGAAGCUGUAUAAUCAAUUAGGCUCGAAACUUUUUACGGCCAGAUUUGCAAAAUGUGUUCAUCAGGAUAUUGAAAAGGACUCGGCGUUUUGGGGAUUUACAAUCUUCAUGGGAAUCAUGAUCAGCAUCGCAAUUCUUGCAACUUCUGUGGAUUACCUACGAGAAACUACAUACAAUAUUCCAAGUGACAAGGAAACAAAUCUCUACCUGAAGUUUCUGUUAGCAUUCUCAUUUUGGACAAAUGCUGGCCAAAUUCUGUCGGUAAAAGAGCAGAAGCCUGGAUUCAUUAAGUCAUUGGACUGCAUCCGAGCAUUCUCGAUUUCUUGGGUGAUAGCAGGGCACUCGCUUUUGUUCUUUGAGUUCAAUGAAACAUUAAUUCCAAUUUCAAAUGUUCCGAAGCUUAUUUGGAAUCAUUUAUUUCUCAAUGCAACUGUCUCCGUAGACACUUUCUUUUUGAUGUCAGGAAUUGUGGUGGCCUACUUGUUUUUCAAGCAACGUCCAAAAUCCUCCACCAUAAAAAGUCCAUUGACAUGGAUCCUCUUCUACCUUCACAGAUACCUCCGCUUGACCCCUCCAUACAUGAUUUUUGUAGGAUUUUUUGUGGUCUACGGGCCAUAUAUCCAGGGGCCAUAUGCGGCAUGGAUGUGGAAUGCGCUCGCCUCAAUGUCCAACUAUUGCCGAACAAAUUGGUGGCGGAAUCUGAUCUAUAUCAACAAUUUUGACACAAACCAGAAGACAACCUGCUAUCCAGUGUCCUGGUAUCUGGCAGUGGACACGCAAUUGUACCUGGUUGCUCCAAUAUUUCUUGUAGCACUAUAUUUCUCAUUUGCAGCCGGAGCGGUGUCGAUUGUGGCUGGGUGUGUCGGAAGCAUUGUGACUACGUAUAUUUUGUACGGGGUUUAUGAUACAAUGUCAGCGGAUGAUUAUCAUUCAGAUCCCGAUGGUCACUACACCAACAUGAUCUACAACCGUCCCUGGAUACGGUGUACUCCUUAUCUUCUGGGUCUUCUAACAGGAUAUAUAAUUGCAAAUUACGGAAAACGCCAAAUCCGAUUUAACCGAGCUAUCAGUAUUACUUGCUGGGUCGUAGCUUUUGGAAUUGGUUUCGCAUGUUUAUUUGCUAAUUAUGAUUAUGAUAAAGGAUCAUAUUGGAGUCCGUUUGUCAAAGGAACUUUUAAUAAUUUUUCGAGGCUGGGAUGGUCAGUUGCAGUGGCUUGGGUCAUUGUUGCUAAUCAUUUUGGGUGGGGAGGUCCAAUUAAUGCAUUUAUGUCUCACCCGAUUUGGCAACCAUUUGGAAAAUUAUCAUACUGCGCAUAUAUUGUGCAUUGGAUGGCCCUUUAUUAUUUCCUGAACGUCGGAGAUAGACCUCUGCAAUUUUUUAAUAUUUGGCAAGUGUACUGCUACUACGCAAUCCCCGCUACAAUUCUCUCCUACUUUUUCGCAUUUUUCUGGAGCUGCCUUUUCGAAGUCUCCACCUUAAAACUUGAGAAAAUGCUCAUCGAGGCUAUUUUGAGAAUUGGAGCAACAACUUCUGACUCGAGACCAAAACCAGUUCCAAUUUCCGGCGGCUUAACAAAGGCAGAAGAUGAUUUGAAAAAGACAAAUGGCUCCUGGGAUAUUGAAAUAGAGCCAGUUGAGCCAGUUGUGCUCAAAUGUUGAUCAGCACCACCCAAAAUUUUCGAUUAAAUUUUCUCAUUCUCACGCUCGUGUCCAUAAUAUAUAUUUGUUUCUUGACUUCUCCGAACUCAUUCCAUUCGCCUUUUUUACCUAAUGUUGAUCGGUGUCUUGUUAUAUAAAAAAUUAGAGAAAA
Molecule: messenger RNA, 2266 nt
Organism: Caenorhabditis elegans
Lineage: Eukaryota; Metazoa; Nematoda; Chromadorea; Rhabditida; Rhabditidae
Gene: oac-53
Product: Nose resistant-to-fluoxetine protein N-terminal domain-containing protein
Exons: 11
Coding region: 1-2115 (704 amino acids)
Molecular function (GO): acyltransferase activity, transferring groups other than amino-acyl groups
Source: RefSeq, marked reviewed